AUGUUCCGACCAUCAUCAUCAUCAUCAUCAUCAUCAUCAUCAUCAUCAUCAUCAUCAUCAUCAUCAUCAUCAUCAUCAUCAUCAUCAUCAUCAUCAUCAUCAUCAUCAUCAUCAUCAUCAUCAUCAUCAUCAUCAUCAUCAUCAUCAUCAUCAUCAUCAUCAUCAUCAUCAUCAUCAUCAUCAUCAUCAUCAUCAUCAUCAUCAUCAUCAUCAUCAUCAUCAUCAUCAUCAUCAUCAUCAUCAUCAUCAUCAUCAUCAUCAUCAUCAUCAUCAUCAUCAUCAUCAUCAUCAUCAUCAUCAUCAUCAUCAUCAUCAUCAUCAUCAUCAUCAUCAUCAUCAUCAUCAUCAUCAUCAUCAUCAUCAUCAUCAUCAUCAUCAUCAUCAUCAUCAUCAUCAUCAUCAUCAUCAUCAUCAUCAUCAUCAUCAUCAUCAUCAUCAUCAUCAUCAUCAUCAUCAUCAUCAUCAUCAUCAUCAUCAUCAUCAUCAUCAUCAUCAUCAUCAUCAUCAUCAUCAUCAUCAUCAUCAUCAUCAUCAUCAUCAUCAUCAUCAUCAUCAUCAUCAUCAUCAUCAUCAUCAUCAUCAUCAUCAUCAUCAUCAUCAUCAUCAUCAUCAUCAUCAUCAUCAUCAUCAUCAUCAUCAUCAUCAUCAUCAUCAUCAUCAUCAUCAUCAUCAUCAUCAUCAUCAUCAUCAUCAUCAUCAUCAUCAUCAUCAUCAUCAUCAUCAUCAUCAUCAUCAUCAUCAUCAUCAUCAUCAUCAUCAUCAUCAUCAUCAUCAUCAUCAUCAUCACUGUCAAUAACCUUCAGUCUGUAUGAUAAAUUUCUUGAUGUUGGAGCCCAAAGUUCAAUUGAAUGAUGGAAAAACAAAAAAAGGACGACCAAGAUAUUCAUUUAAAAGAAAGAAAAUAAUUGAAGUAGUCAUGUCCUCUACCACUCAUUGUAAACAUAACCGUCCAAUCAAAUUCAUUCAUCAUUUAUCUAUGGGUUGAUUAAUAAUAGUGUAGAUUAAUCUUUUCGAUAGGGAUUCCAAUCAGUCUUCUUAACAGAUUGAUAAAUAUUAUAGGGAUUCUAGAGAGAAUAACUAUUCUUCAUCGAUUUGAUAUUAUAGAAAUCCAUUGUGUUAUUCCACAUGAACUAAUGGAAUUUUUAAUUGUAUUAGUUAAACAAUUCUUGAUCAUGACGUCAGAAUAUGAAUCGGCAACUAACACGAACAACGAAAACUCUAUUAUAAAGAGUACUUUUAGUCAAAUGAAA
Schistosoma mattheei is the source of this 1250-nucleotide messenger RNA. Lineage: Eukaryota; Metazoa; Platyhelminthes; Trematoda; Strigeidida; Schistosomatidae. The record is from the annotation of a GenBank genome assembly.